CAAAAAAAAAUUAUAAAUCUCUGUAUCAAAACAAGAAUCUAGGUCCAAUGACGAGCCGUAAGAAAUUUGGAAUUCCUUGGCCUGAAUGCAACGACGGUCUGUCCUACGACGACGUCGUUCGAGCCUCUGAUGCCGGGGCGACACUCAUAGAGUUUUACUCCACCAAGUACAAGAGUUCUGCUCCCUUACAAGGUUGGUUGCAGCGAAUAAAAAGUGGGCAGAUAACAGUUGAUGGAGGAGUUGUUACUGAUUCUAACACAGUCCUCAGAGUUGGAUCAAAGCUAAUCUAUCAUAGACUUCCAUGGAAGGAGCCAGAUGCACCGCACAUGAUCGACGUCUUAUAUGAAGAUGAUGACAUGAUUGCUCUAAAUAAACCGUCUGGCCUGCAAGUUUUGCCUGGAGGUCUCUACCAGCAAAGGACAAUUUUAACACAGCUUCAAUGGGAAGCCAACAAUCAGGGUACCUGUGAAAUGCACAAAAGGCUGCAUCCUGUUCCCGUACAUCGCCUAGGGAGGGGAACUUCAGGAAUUUUAUUAUGUGCGAAGACAAAACUAGCCAGAGCUCGUCUUGCAUCUCAUUUUGCUGACGGAACUUCUCACGUUGGAGGAAAAAGAGAUACAAAGCAGGAACUUGGGAAGAUUGCAAAGAUGUACCGAGCUCUUGUGAGUGGGAUAGUUGAGAAUGACAAGGUGACUAUUAAUCAACCAAUUGGAAUAGUAAAAUAUCCUGGUGUUGCUAAAGGGUUAUACGUUGCUUCUGAAUCAGGAAAACCAGCACUCAGUGUAGUGGACAUUCUAGAGACGAACAUACAAGAAAACAGCACGUUGGUCCAGGUUAAGAUUCAGUCAGGACGGCCUCAUCAGAUCCGCAUUCAUCUCUCUUUCAUAGGGCAUCCUCUGUUAGGUGAUCCGCUUUAUGGUGUUGGUGGGCAACCCAAAUGCUUAGAUUGUGACUUUGUAGAUGAGAGUUUUGCUGAAGAUGGGGGUUAUCAGAGACCUACGAAACCAGUUCCCGGAGAUUGUGGGUAUUACUUGCAUGCACAUAAAUUGGUUCUCUCUCAUCCGACAACUAACGAGUUAAUUGAAAUUAUUGCACCCCUUCCUUCUGCCCUCCACACAGCAGAAGAGGCUAAGGAAAUUGCUAUCAUGCAGCAGACUGCUUAAGCUGUAAAAGUUGGUUGACUGUAAAGAUGCUCUACAGAUUCAAGAGAAACUAUCUUUCCUGUAACUAAGUGGAAAUCUUGAGCCAUGAGUGAUCCGUAACUAAGAAUUUCUACUAUGACAAGUGAUAACAAAGAGCGAAGUUGCUGUUCAAUUUUGCUAGCUCACGUUUAUUCCAAAGCUCUACUUGAAAGGCCUAUGAUUUAAGACCUUAUGGUAUUAAAACUCGUUUAUCUGAAUGGGCUACACAUUAUCACAA
Molecule: messenger RNA, 1419 nt
Organism: Glycine soja
Lineage: Eukaryota; Viridiplantae; Streptophyta; Magnoliopsida; Fabales; Fabaceae
Product: RNA pseudouridine synthase 5
Exons: 14
Coding region: 48-1163 (371 amino acids)
Biological process (GO): pseudouridine synthesis
Molecular function (GO): RNA binding; pseudouridine synthase activity
Source: RefSeq, a predicted model, not a curated record